GACAUCUCCUUGGUUGACGUUCGAAGCGAUUCCAUGGGCAUGUUCCAUGAUUAAAAAAUUAAUAGGAUUUCGUUGGUUUCCUGUAGCUGUUGUCUGUGUAGCAACGUGCCGAUAUCGCAAAGAAGCUAUUAUUUAACCUCUUUAUUAUGACUUCGGAAACUAUCGCUACCCCACCAUCAGUUUCAUGGGCGCAGAGAAGCACUCGUGUUUUUUUGACAUUUAAUGUUGAAUGUGAAAAGCCGGAUAUAAAAAUUGAUAAGAAAUCGGUUUCUUUUCGAGGAAUAUGUGCUCCAGACCGGAAACUACUACAAGUUGAUAUACCCCUGUAUGCCGAAAUAGACCCUGAAAAGAGCACACAAGUCAAUAAAGGCAGAUACAUUGAGCUUGUGUUAAUGAAAGAAAAGACUGACGAGUCAUUUUGGCCCACACUCACCAGUGACAAGAAGAAGCAUCAUUGGCUAAAGGUGGACUUCAACCGCUGGCAGGAUGAGGAUGAAAGUGAUGAUGACGUGCUUGAUAUGAAUGACAUGUUUUCAAACAAAAUAGGCCCAUUUGGUGAUGAACUUGAAAAGGAUGACUCCAGUUCAGCUGAGGAAGAGGAUCUUCCCGAUAUAGAAUAGUCAUUCUUGAAUCUCCAUAGUCAUAUAGAACUCUUUAGACAUUUAGAAGUGCAUUAUUAAUAUGUGUGCUUUUAUAUGAAAACAUAGUGUGGUAGUUAUGAUUAGCCUUAGCAAUUUGGCAAAAGUAUUUUUAAAUGGGCAGUUGAUGUUUGUAUUUGAAUGUAGAAGUUGGGCCACUUUUCCUUUAUCAUUAGUUUUAUAGGAAACAUGAUGACUUUUUACUUAUAAGUUUUAUUGUAUAAACAUUCAAAUUAAGUUUAGAGGAUAUGAAAAGAAUCUGUUUUGGCGAUUUUCUUGAACACAGUUGUUUUCAAGUGUUUUUCUUACUAUUUCAUGACCUGACUGUACAGAAUACAGAAUUAAUUCUUAUAGCUUACCACCAUGCAGGGGUUUGCAAUCCAUAGAUUAAAAUCAGUGCAUUUGAGGAAGUAGGUUUUUCUACAAUAGGCAGGAUUUCUCUUUCCCUGGAGGAAAGCCCUGUAGGCCUAGCACAUGAUGGCCGCGGGAGUAUGUCGCCGCGAGAUAGAUGACACGUCUUUGUCUAAUUGUAUUAAUGACAUAAGGAUAGGUAGUCUAUCUCGCGGCGACAUACUCCCGCGGCCAUCAUGUGCUAGGCCUGCUGUAAAUCCCUUAAAAUGGUUUUAAGGAUGUUGUUUUAGUUAACUUGCUCAUUUUGGUGUUUGUUAACAUGUAUCUGUCAUUUUCACUAUAAACUUUUAUUACAAA
This is a messenger RNA of Leguminivora glycinivorella, 1346 nucleotides long. RefSeq lists its product as uncharacterized. Lineage: Eukaryota; Metazoa; Arthropoda; Insecta; Lepidoptera; Tortricidae. Gene Ontology annotation, biological process: protein folding; chaperone-mediated protein complex assembly. The record is from RefSeq and is a predicted model, not a curated record. Gene Ontology annotation, cellular component: nucleus; cytosol. The transcript has 2 exons. Gene Ontology annotation, molecular function: Hsp90 protein binding; protein-folding chaperone binding. Bases 147 to 620 code for a protein of 157 amino acids.